Atta colombica is the source of this 1900-nucleotide messenger RNA. It is a transcript of the gene RanGAP, whose product is annotated as ran GTPase-activating protein 1. The record is from RefSeq and is a predicted model, not a curated record. The coding region runs from base 149 to 1900 and encodes 583 amino acids. Lineage: Eukaryota; Metazoa; Arthropoda; Insecta; Hymenoptera; Formicidae. Gene Ontology annotation, molecular function: small GTPase binding; GTPase activator activity. Gene Ontology annotation, cellular component: perinuclear region of cytoplasm; cytosol; nucleus. The transcript has 5 exons. Gene Ontology annotation, biological process: signal transduction; activation of GTPase activity; nucleocytoplasmic transport.
UACCACUUGGCAAAACAUACGCACUACAGGAGAAGCAAUAAAACGAUAUCAAUAAGGAGACAAUCUAUCGGUGUUUAUCACAGUUUAUAUUAGGAUCGCCAAUCAAGAUCAUUUGACAAAAUUUCUGUGACACUUGCAAACGCGCAACAUGUUUAGUCUAGGCGAGAUUGGUGAGCAAUUGAAAGAUGUAAGCCGACAAUCAGUGGGAGUCUCAUUUGCCGGUCAGUCGCUCGUAUUGGACACCGCGGAUGAUGCUCUUCAAGUGGUGGAAGCGAUUAAAGCAUGUCCGUGCUUGGAAUAUUUGGAUUUGGAAGGAAACACAUUGGGUACACCAGCCGCAGAAGUUAUAGCGGAAGCAUUGAAAGAGAAAGGAACUCCAUUAAAGAGAGCUUUAUGGAAGGAUAUGUUCACUGGUCGUUUGAAAACAGAAAUCCCAAAAGCGUUGGAGUAUCUAGGAACGGCACUGUGCAUUGCUAGUAGUCAACUUACUGAACUUGAUUUGAGCGACAAUGCUUUUGGUCCAAUCGGUAUUGAAGGAUUAGCAAAUCUGUUGGCAUCAAGUCCAUGUUAUACACUUCAGCAGUUGAAAUUGAAUAACAACGGUCUUGGUAUAUCAGGUGGAAAAAUGUUAGCUAAAGCAUUGGAGAAAUGUUAUGAAAAUAGUUCUAACGAAGGCAUGCCACUUACACUGAAAGUUUUCAUCGUUGGUAGAAAUCGGUUAGAGAAUGAGGGCGCACAAGCAUUAGCAUCUGUAUUUGAAAGACUGAAAACAUUGGAGGAAGUUGUAAUGCAACAGAACGGUAUAUACCACAUGGGUAUCGCGGCGAUUGCGAAAGGUUUAUCUGCCAAUCCUAAUUUGCGAGUGUUAAAUUUGAACGAUAAUACGAUCGGAUUAAAAGGUGCCAAGGCUCUUGCUAAAGCCUUACCAAUAUUCCGGGGUUUGGAGGAAUUAAAUCUCGGAGAUUGUUUAUUAAAGACUAAAGGGGCUUUAGUUAUAGCAGAAGCGUUACAGAUCCAUGGCAAUCAUACAUCUCUUAGAAAUCUGGACUUGGGUAAUAAUGAACUACGCAUGGAUGCUGGAAAUGCUAUUGCUAAAGCCAUGCACGAUAAAACUCUUCUGACAAAUCUACAGUUGGAUGGUAAUUGCUUUGGAACGGAAGGACGCGAAAAACUUCGACAAAUUCUUACAAAAUUGAGAAAAAUUGAUGCAUUGAAUUCUUUGGAUGAGGAUUAUACUGAGGAUGAGGAGGAGGAAGACGAUAAUGAGGAUGAACAGAGUGAAGAAGACGAAAAUGAUAAUAAUGAAGAUGAAGUAAGUGACAAAGAUAACGAGGAACAAAAUAAUAUUGCACGAAGUACAGUAGUAACAGUGGCAGAAUUCAUGAAAUCACCAAUAGGUGAGAAAUUGCUGCUACUACAAGGCGAUGUUCAAACUUUUAUCGACUAUGUAACGAACUUAGCAAAUCAAAGCAAUAUAGUAGAACAGAAAUAUAUAGAAGAACUAUUACGGAUAACUAUGAAAGUAUCGGCAUUAUGUGACAGUGGUUACAUGAAUGUGAGAAUAAAAGCAGAAUCCUUGUCAGAUGCUUUAUACGCAAAACUAUUUUCUUAUGCUGUAGAGACUAAUCAAAUCUCAAAUUUCAAUAAUGCAUUACUAGUUAAUCUUGGUUUAAUAAAAAGUGAGGAUAAAACCAGUGGGAAAAUCGAUUGGAAUUUGGAAGGAUGUUUUAAGGCUUUGGAAAAAAUUGCUCAGAGAGAUUAUUUCUUAACACAAACAAGGAGUAUGUUGAAGGUAUUUCUAGAGAAACCAAUAAAGACUAGUCGCGCAAAUGUAAUUGAUCCAUUUCAAGAUUCUAAAACUGCUCUCAAAGCUGUUUUAGAUAGUAUUCAAGUUACGUAA